UGUUUCUUCGCGCUUCCACUUGUACGUUUUGGGUGUAGUUCAGUGCAACGAAAAAUUUGCCAAGCUUAAAGUUUAAUUUAGUGUUUCAGCAGAUAGGAUUCCGUGUUGUCAACUUUUUCAGCAACACAUCAAACAUGGCUGAAAGUAAGGGAGCGUUGAUCGCGAAAACAGUACAGAAACAUGCGGGCAGAGCAAAAGAGAAGUUCCUUCAAAAUCUGGGAAAGGUAGAUAGAACUGCGGAUGACAUAUUCGACGAACAUCUGCAGAACUUCAUGAGACAACAAAAUGCCGCCAACAGACUCCAGAAAGAGUUCAAUAAUUACAUCAGGUGUGUUAGAGCGGUGCAAGCAGCGUCAAAGACCCUGAUGGAUUCCUUGAAUGAGAUAUAUGAGAGCCAGUGGACUGGCCAUGAUCUAUUGUAUGUGCAGGCUCAGAAUCUAGAUAUGCUGUGGCAAGACUUCACUCAUAAGCUUGCAGAUCAAGUUCUCGUGCCUCUCAACACAUAUCAGAGUCAAUUUCCAGAGAUGAGGAAGAAGAUUGACAAGCGUGGACGGAAGCUCGUAGAUUACGAUAGCCAGAGACACAACUUCCAAUCGUUGCAAUGUAAUCCAAGGAAGCGGGACGAACUUAAAGUUUCUCGAGGAAAAGAAUUACUGGAGGAAGCUAAGCGUACCUACGAACAACUCAAUUCGGAACUUCAUGACGAACUGCCUGCGUUAUACGAUUCCCGUGUUCUUUUCCUCGUUACCAAUUUGCAGACCCUAUUCGCUGCUGAGCAAGUGUUUCACACAGAGAGUGCCAAGGUGUAUUCUGAACUGGAGGCAAUCGUUGACAAAUUGGCCAACGAAAGUCAGAGAGGAUCAUAUACGCUGAAGAAAAGUACAGAACCACAGUCUCCGAAAUCACCGAAUGCUAACUCUUCUUUAAUAAUCAACACGCAGCCUGCUCAGAACAAUAUUUCGCCAGCUGUGGAGGAAUCGGCUCCGGCAGAAAGAAACAACUCACCGACUACUCAAUUAAACGGCAAUGCUAACAGCAAUGCUAACAGCAAUGAUAAUUCCGUGAAUAAUCAAGAUGCGUCACCGCAAAGCACAGCCGUCGUCUCCAAACGAGUCGAAGAGCUGUACGAUAUACCAGUUGAGGUGGAAUAUGAAAAUGGUACCAAUUUCUCUAUAGGGGCAACGACUGACAACUUGCCGCCAGGCGUUUUGUAUAGAGUCAAGGCUACUUACAAAUACAGACGCGAAGAUGUGGACGAAUUGUCGUUCGAUGUCGGUGAUAUCAUCCGCGUGGUAGAGUACGAUGAUCCGGAAGAACAGGAACAAGGUUGGUUAAUGGGAAUCAUGGAAGGUACAAACGAGAAGGGUAUGUUCCCAGCAAAUUUUACAAAACCACUGUGAGGUUUUCACCAAAUCCAGGUGUUAUACUACAAUGCUCACUGAAACGGCAUAUUCUACCUUAAGAAUAGUUUCAAUAGUAAAAGUGAGAGUUACACAGUCAUCUAAGGUAUUAUACAUAGAAAAAGAAAUAAAUAACACAAUGAGGGGCUCUGGGAAGGGAAGGGGGUGUGAUAAGAUAGUUAUGCUGGAGGGUACUGUGGAGAAUUAAUCACACCAAAGUGCCUUAACCCAGCCACUGUCUGUGCCAACAUUCAUUGUUUGUAAUAUGGAAUUUAUUCUCUCAUAUCUGAUGUACGAGUACACAUCAUUAAUAAUCUAAUGGAAUAUUUAAGUAAUUAAAUAAUAUAUUGUAAUACGUCAUG
Molecule: messenger RNA, 1762 nt
Organism: Dufourea novaeangliae
Lineage: Eukaryota; Metazoa; Arthropoda; Insecta; Hymenoptera; Halictidae
Gene: Amph
Product: amphiphysin
Exons: 9
Coding region: 135-1400 (421 amino acids)
Cellular component (GO): cytoplasm; plasma membrane
Molecular function (GO): phospholipid binding; protein binding
Source: RefSeq, a predicted model, not a curated record